Leguminivora glycinivorella is the source of this 2030-nucleotide messenger RNA. Its product is annotated as pickpocket protein 28-like. The record is from RefSeq and is a predicted model, not a curated record. Gene Ontology annotation, biological process: sodium ion transmembrane transport. Gene Ontology annotation, molecular function: ligand-gated sodium channel activity. The transcript has 14 exons. Lineage: Eukaryota; Metazoa; Arthropoda; Insecta; Lepidoptera; Tortricidae. Bases 92 to 1870 code for a protein of 592 amino acids. Gene Ontology annotation, cellular component: membrane.
CUCGGACAAGUUAGGCAGGACUUAGGUCAGUCACAACAGUGCCUACCGCGAAUAUAACACGUUUUAGUGAAUAUAAAGUGUCAUCAUUAUUAUGGAGCAAGAAACCAGGCCGCGGGCUGAAGCAAGCCGGUCGUUAAAGCCAUGCAGGCCGGUGCCUCGAGGUAUGCUUCGGGAGGUUCUCAUGGAGUUCACAAGCACGUCAUCCCUGCAUGGCAUGCACUACAUCACUGAGCGAGGGUUGACCAGGCUUGAGAAGAUAUUCUGGGCUAUCUUAACGUUGACAAGCAUAUUCCUGUGUCUUUGGGCGUGCAGUCGGGCUUGGUAUAAGUGGCAGCAUAAUUCCAUGAUCAUCACCGUCAAUGAAGAGCUCAUGUCAGCAACGGAGGUGCCAUUUCCAGCAGUAACCGUGUGCCCUCAGACGAAAUUGAACCAAGACAAAUACAACUACACCAAACUCAUGCUCGCACUAUCACACUUUACUAAGGACUCGAAUUUACAUCGCGCUACGAAAGAGGAAAUAGCUGAAAACAUGAAAAACUUUACUGAACAAACCCCUUUUAUGAGACAAAUGGGUAACGUUGAUCUGAUCUGCAAAUCUCUUUUAUACCCACCGUAUUUUCCUGAUGCUGACGACAAAUUCAUUGAAGAUAUUUUACAGGCAGCACCAACUUUAAAAGACAUCUUCCUGAACCUGAAAUGGCGUGGUAAGAUAAUAACGCCAAGCCACGACGUCCAGAGUUACUUGUACCCGGUGCUGACGGCAGAAGGACUGUGUUUCACCUUCAACGGGCUCGCGGCUGACGAGAUAUUCAACACUGACAACGUCCAACCCAAGUACAUUCUAUCCGAUGUAAAUAAAUACAGAAGUAAGGGCUGGUCACCGGAACAAGGUUAUUUCAGCACAGAACAAAAAGAUGGAGACAAUCGAACUGACAAACUGUAUCCCAGACGUGGCGAGGAAAGCAAGCUGGAUUCUCCUGACUUUAGAUUGACCCUGCAGGACACUUUGCGCCGGGAUUUUCUCUGCGACGGCACCUUUUUCCAAGGUUUCAAGGUGUUCCUACAUCACCCGGCAGACCUUCCACAGUCGACGCUUAACUACUACGCUGCGCAAGCGCACGAGCGCGUCACUUUAGCUGUCAAGGUCAACGUAGUCACCACUUCUGACUCACUGACUGACUAUACUACUGAACUACGUCAAUGUUACUUCCCUUCAGAAAGGGCUCUGAAGCACUUCAAACUGUACACACCAAGCAACUGCAGACUGGAAUGUCUUACCAACCAUACUAUAGACAGCUGCGGCUGCGCCCAUUUCUAUAUGCCACACGAUAGUGAAACUCCUUUGUGCACAACAGAAAAGAACAGAAAGUGUGUCGAAGAAGUUCUAGGUCAUUACGUGACCAGCGAAGGAGAAUUCAGCACCAACAGCACAGACAGCUGCAUCUGCCUCCAGCUGUGUCACAGCGUGCAGUACGAAGCCGAACCUGUCAGGACCAACUUUGAUUUCACCGCCUUUGAUGAAGCUAGGCACAAGUUCACGAACGAGCUGUAUGGGCUGAGUAACCCGUAUAAAUCUCAAAUCGAAGGGCUUACCAGAAUCGAGAUGUACUUCAAGGACGCUCAGUUCGUGACGAUGCGUCGUAAGGAGCUGUUUGGAGCGACGGACUUCUUGGCCGAAUGUGGGGGGUUAGGAGGGGUCUUCCUAGGAUUCUCCUUCCUCAGUUUGGUUGAGCUGAUCUACUUCUGUACUCUAAGGUUAUUCUGCAAGUUCAGUCGUCAAACUAAUGAAGAGAAAGAAAAUAAUUGUAAAACAGUGUCCAAUGCCAACGAACUGCAGCCAUAUGAAGGGACUAGGGUCGCCAAAGAGUAAAUGUGCUGAUCUGAUAACUACUGCAAAGUUACUGUUAGAAAAUAAAUAAAUACAAUAGUUACUUGUUUUACAAGGGGGCAAAGUUGUUGUUUAACCGCACGUGCCAAUAUUGAUACCCGAGCAAGCGAAAGAUUCCAAUAUUGAAUCAAAAAGUGGAAUC